Vitis riparia (riverbank grape) is the source of this 2364-nucleotide messenger RNA. RefSeq names its product G-type lectin S-receptor-like serine/threonine-protein kinase CES101. NCBI's taxonomy places the organism in Eukaryota, Viridiplantae, Streptophyta, Magnoliopsida, Vitales, Vitaceae. Gene Ontology annotation, molecular function: ATP binding; protein serine/threonine kinase activity. The record is from RefSeq and is a predicted model, not a curated record. Bases 1 to 2364 code for a protein of 787 amino acids. The transcript has 7 exons. Gene Ontology annotation, biological process: protein phosphorylation.
AUGGCUGUCAAAGGAAGAAUCCCCAUCCCGUUCACUUUCUCCUGCUUCUUCCUCUUCUUAAGUACUUGUUAUUCAACAAGAGACACGCUGCUACAAGGCAAACCUCUAAGAGACUGGGAGCGCCUGGUUUCUGCUAACUACGCUUUCACAUUAGGCUUCUUCACGCAAGGUUCUUCAGACUACCGCUAUUUAGGAAUAUGGUACACCAGAUUGGAGAAGAGGAGAGUCUGGGUUGCUAACCGGAAUGAUCCAGUUCCAGACACAUCCGGAAAUCUUAUGAUUGACCAUGCAUGGAAGUUAAAAAUCAGAUACAACGGAGGCAGCAUUGCUGUAUCAAAUUACAGUCAAAUAGCAAGCAAUACAAGUGCUAUUCUACAGAAUAAUGGGAACUUUAUAUUGAGAGAGCAUGUGUCAGAUGGAACAACACGGGUUUUGUGGCAAAGCUUUGAUUAUCCAACGGACACACUUCUUCCAGGAAUGAAACUGGGUAUCAAUUUGAGGACUGGGCAUCAGUGGUCACUGACUUCCUGGCUAACUGGUCAGAUUCCUGCUACCGGGCAUUUUUCUUUGGGCGCAGAUUUCCGUAAUAACAGCCAAUUAAUCGCAUGGUGGAGAGGGAAGAUCUACUGGACCAGCGGGUUUUGGCACAAUGGGAAUUUGAGUUUCGACAACCUUCCAGCUUCUUUACUACCCAAAUAUCAUAGGAAUGAUGGACACGGCUUUCGCUAUACGUCAAAUAAGAAAGAAAUGUACUUCAGUUUUCAUGCGGACGAAGGCGUGUUUUUCCCAAUGUUGGUUUUGCUACCAUCGGGAGUUCUUAUGAGUAGGCUUAGAAGCUUCGUUCACUGUGAAACCAGCAUUCAAUCGCGAGGAUGUGUGAAGCCUGAUUUGCCGAAGUGCCGAAAGCCGGCAUCACAGCGGUUUCAAUAUACUGAUGGUGGUUAUGUAGCUUCCGGAGGAUUUAUGUUCUAUGACAACUCGACCUCUGUGGAUUGCCGUUUCAGUUGCUGGAACAAUUGCUCUUGUGUUGCCUUUUCCCUUUUUGCAACUCGUUGUGUAAUUUGGAGCCGAAUACAACCCAGAAAAUAUUUUGAAGGAGAAUCCGAACAGAUUUACGUCCUUCAAACCGAUAAAGCUGCAAGAAAGAUGUGGUGGAUAUGGCUCGUUACUGCUGCAGGCGGAGCAGUUAUUAUACUUCUUGCAAGCUCUUUGUGUUGUUUAGGAUGGAAAAAGCUGAAGCUACAAGAGGAGAACAAAAGACAACAAGAGCUACUAUUUGAAUUGGGAGCUAUUACAAAACCUUUUACCAAGUACAAUUCAAAGAAACAUGAAAAGGGUGGAAAGAAAACGAAUGAGUUGCAACUAUUUAGCUUUCAAAGCUUAGCUGCUGCGACGAACAACUUCUCAAUUGAAAAUAAGCUUGGAGAAGGUGGUUUUGGACCCGUAUAUAAGGGAAAGUUACUCGAUGGACAAGAAAUAGCAAUAAAGAGGCUUUCAAAAAGUUCAAGACAAGGAUUGGUGGAGUUCAAAAAUGAGAUUGCCCUCAUUGCAAAACUCCAACAUGAUAAUCUCGUUAAACUUUUAGGGUGUUGCAUUGAAGAAGAAGAAAAGAUACUAAUUUAUGAGUACUUGCCAAACAAGAGCCUGGAUUUCUUCGUCUUUGAUCCUAGCAAAAAGAAUUUAUUGAAUUGGAAGAAACGUUAUAGUAUCAUUGAAGGGAUUACUCAAGGACUUCUUUAUCUCCACAAAUAUUCUAGAUUAAGAGUAAUUCAUAGAGAUUUGAAAGCUAGCAAUAUUUUAUUAGACAAUGAAAUGAAUCCCAAGAUAUCAGAUUUUGGUAUGGCUAGAAUAUUUGGUCGAGAUGAAUGUGAAGCAAAUACAAACAGAGUUGUUGGAACAUAUGGUUACAUGUCACCAGAGUAUGCCAUGCAAGGCAUUUUCUCUACAAAAUCUGAUGUGUUUAGCUUUGGAGUAUUGCUACUAGAGAUUGUGAGCAGCAAAAAGAACCACAGUAAUUAUCAUUAUGAACAUCCUCUCAACCUCAUAGGAUAUGCAUGGGAAUUGUGGAAAGAAGGUAAAGAGUUAGAAUUAAUGGAUCAAACAUUAUGUGAUGAUCCGAGUCCUAAUAAUGUAGUGAAAAGAUGCAUCCAUGUGGGACUUCUUUGUGUGCAAGAAAAUCCAAAAGAUAGACCCACUAUGUCAGAUGUUGUUCUUAUGCUUGCGAACGAAAGUAUGCAACUAUCUAUCCCAAAGCAACCUGCAUUUUUCAUCGGGGGAAUUGAACAAGAGCUAGAGAUCCCUAAAAGAAACUCAGAGAAUUGUUCUCUUAAUAUUGUAUCAAUAUCUGUGAUGGAAGCUAGAUAA